This is a messenger RNA of Penicillium paradoxum, 1398 nucleotides long. RefSeq lists its product as uncharacterized. Bases 1 to 1398 code for a protein of 465 amino acids. The transcript is spliced from 2 exons. Lineage: Eukaryota; Fungi; Ascomycota; Eurotiomycetes; Eurotiales; Aspergillaceae. The record is from RefSeq and is a predicted model, not a curated record. Gene Ontology annotation, molecular function: oxidoreductase activity.
AUGACAUCGAAGCUGGGUUGGGAUGCAGAUGAACUACGUACACGGUUUACGCAGGGACUCUCUGAUAUGUAUCGAGCAGAAGUCCCCCUUUAUGGCGACUUGAUUCGCAUCGUGAGAGAAGUGGAUAGCACAGUCCUCAAAUCAAAGGGUAAAAAUGUUGAAGAGCUUCCUCUGCGCAAUCAAAUAGAGCGACAUGGUGCUAUCCGACUCGGUACAGAUUUUGAGAUGCGAACAGUCAAACGUCUUUUCCGCCUUUUUAACAUGCAUCCUGUCGGAUACUACGAUCUGAAAGUCGCCGGCUUGCCUCUGCACGGUACUGCUUUCCGGCCUUUAGAUGAAGGGUCUCUGAGUAAAAAUCCAUUUCGCAUCUUCACCACUGUUUUACGGAGAGACUUGCUCUCGUCUAAAAUCCAGCAAACCGUGGACAAGAUCCUUGGUCACAGGAGCCUUUUCACUCCCAGACUAUGCGAGAUUAUGAAUAUUGCAGAGGAGCAAAAGAUGAUGACUUCACAAGAGGCAAAUGAUUUGAUUACCGAGGCGCUGAAAAUCUUCGGCUGGCAUUCUCGGUCCACUGUCUCAAUCGAGGACUACCUGGAAUUGAAACGAGAGCACCCAACCGUCGCAGAUAUUGCCUGCUUUCCUAGUGCACAUAUCAAUCAUCUUACACCGAGAACUCUUGACAUCGAGCUUGUGCAACAGGAGAUGAUCCGACAAGGACUCCCGGCUAAAGAAAUGAUUGAAGGUCCCCCGCCACGGAAGUGUCCCAUUCUUCUGCGCCAGACGAGCUUCAAAGCCCUUGAAGAGAAUGUUGAAUUUGCGAAUGCAGACGGUUCAUCAAUCCAUGGAACCCAUACCGCCCGUUUUGGCGAAGUUGAGCAGCGUGGAGCUGCCGUGACAAGAAAGGGCCGCGAGCUCUACGACCAGCUCCUUGCGUAUGCUGUUAGAAAUGCAGCAAAUGUUUCGGAUAUUUCAUUCAGCGAUAUAUUGUUUAAUGCUUUCCGAGAAUUCCCUGAUUCAUGGGAGGAGCUUCGAGUUCGGGGCCUUGUCUGCUUCCGAUACAGCGUGACUCCUUUGGGGAAAGAGACCGCAACAACAAAGCCACAGACAUCUCUCCAUAUUUCCCUCGCUAGGCUAUUGUCUCUUGGAUGGGUUGAAUAUGAGCCUAUCACGUAUGAAGACUUUCUUCCAUUAUCCGCAGCUGGAAUUUUCAAAUCAAACCUCCCAUAUGGACCUGUCAAGUCACGAAUCGAGGAGACAGCAUCGACGUCUACCGGGUUGGAGGCUAUUUUGGGAUGCAAAAUCCUCGAUGAGAUUGAAUUUUAUCAUGCUCUGCAGGAUGACAGUAUAGAAAGCUGCAGGAAACUUCUUUGUCUGGAGGAAAUCAUCCAAGAGUGUUGA